GCGCUUUAGCAUGACCGACCUCAUCGGGCCGGAGCGCAUGGCCAAGACCCGAAGCAGCUCCUCGGACGAUGACGGCUCCGAACCCAUGACACCGCCCAGCGACGACAAGGACGAGAGCUCUUCGACCGCCGAGUACCAGCUGGACCUCGAGCUCGGGACGCCGACGACGCCGCCGCCGCCGUCGACCCGCGCGGCCUCGGCCGAGUCGGACUCGCGUACCGAGCUCUCGGUAAGCACGCCUAUGGAAGCGGACGAGGCCCGCGAUGCGAUCUCGUUCCAUAUUGAGAGCACACGCGUCGUCAAGAAGCAGCUCCUGCCGUCCUGCCUCUUCCGCGCAGCCGUUCACGUCGGGCGACGCGCAUCCUGGCACAUUCACUUUGGUCAGAAGGAGCUUCUGCGGCUUCAUGCAUGCAUGACAAUCUACCUCCUCUGGAAGAAGCGCACGUUUGUACAUUUGCCGCUCACGCUCCUCAUGGAGAAGCGGGCGGCGACGCGCGCGCUCGACAAGGACGUGGUCGAAGGCUACAUCCAGCGCUUGCUGGCGAUUCCCGAAGCGCUGCAGUGCGAAAUGUUUCUGAGCUUUCUCGAAAUGAGCCCGCUGCGAUUACAAGGCAACCCGCGCUGGAAGUCGAUGAAGGAGGGCUACGUGCACAUGAAGAUCAACGGCGCGGAGCAGAUUCCGUUCCAGAAAUUCUGCUCUCGCCGGCUCGAGAAGAUCUACCGCCACUCGUACCGCAUCCUGCUGCGCAUCGCGUUCGUCUCGUGCGUGCUCUUCAUCAUCUGGCCCGUCCUCCUCUUCCUCAUCGUCGCCUUCCAGAACGAAGACCUCCUCGCCACGAUGCAAAACGGCGUCAACGACUUUUUCGGGCACGCGGGCCUCCCACUCUGGUUUGUGAUUGCGCUUGUGCUCGGGCUCCUCGCCUUUGGCGUCGGCUUCAUCUACAAGUACUUUGAGCGGCGCCUCGGUACCGUCCGGCGCUGGGCCGUGCUCAAGCCGACGUGUAUCGCGUUCUACAAGAGCCGCGCCGACCUCGAGGCGAGCGAAGUCUUUCUCUUUGACACGCGCUUCAAGGCCGUCGAGGGCAACUACCGCCAAGGCACGUCGUGGAUGGCCAACGGCCUCACCGUGCGCAACAAGGGCGGGUACGUCGAGGUCGACUGCGGCCACUACUACACGCGCAUCCUCUCGGUGCUCGCGCUUGCACUGGCGUUUCUGAGCGUCAUUGCCAUCUCGCAGUCGGGGUUUGACUUUAAACCGAUCGCGUACGCCGAGACCGCCGCCGACCCCGCGACGUUCAACUCGACCAUCUGCGGGUUUGCGUUCAAGGCCAACACGAGCUACUUUGAGCGCAACCUGGGCUUGAGCGGCAACAUUUACCGCUUCCGCGUCGAAGAAAACAGCCACGACAGCGCCGCCCAGCUCGUCAGCAACAAGGCCUUUACCAUCGACGAAGGGCUGCAAGGCGCCAAGCUCGGACCGCAAUGGCUCGGCAACUACGAGUCCAAGCACCGAUAUGUGGGCAUCUUCAAAAAGUACGACCCCAAAAUCGACGUGCUUCGUGCCGUGACGAGCAUGUCGCUGCCGCCGUUUCCCGACACGCGCUUUGUGGGCCUCCAAAGCUCGUCCAGCAUUGACGGCGACGAUGUGCUCAUCUCGCUCUCCAACACGACGUGCAUCAUGCCGAUCGAGUUUUCCAACGUGACGGCCGCCACGAUCGGCUACGUCGUCGCGUCCCUCCUGCUCGGAAGCGUGAUCGCGUCGACGGUCGGUAUCUUUUGCAACUACAUCAUCUCGUACCUCGGCCUCUGGCACGCCCACGUGCGCCGCGACAUUUGGCUCUCGCUCCUCCGCGACCUGCCGAUGCGGCCCAAGAACCACCGGUAUCUCUCGUUUGCGCCCCAGCGCUCGGAGGGCUUUGUCAAGUGGCACGUCGACGGCGAAGACACGUACGAAGCCAUGAUGCACGCGAUCUUGAACGCGACGACGCAGAUCCUGAUUGCUGGCUGGUGGGUCUGCCCCGACUUGCUGCUCCAGCGCCCCAAGCCCGGCCGAGAGGGUCCUGGUCCGAGCUUGAAAGACCUCUUGCUGCAGAAGGCUGAGGCCGGCGUCAUGAUCCACGUGCUCAUCUACCGCGAGGUGCGCGUCGCGAUGGACCUCGGGUCGUACUACGCGAUGAAGUCGCUCAUGCGGCACCGCAACGUCCGCGUGCUGCGGGACCCGGACUUCCAAGUGCAGUUUCUCGGCUUCUGGAGCCACCACGAGAAGAUCGUGUGCGUCGACACUACGACCGCGUUUGUCGGCGGUCUCGACUUGGCGUUUGGCCGGUUUGACACACCGGCGCACGUGCUCUCGGACCCAGGGCCGCCCGAGUGCCAGCGCUGGCCGGGCAAAGACUACUCGAACCCGAUCAUCAAGGACUUUGUGCAUGUCGACCGACCGUUUGAAGACCUCGUGGACCGCGAGUCGGUGCCGCGCAUGCCGUGGCACGACGUGCACUGCUCGCUCCAAGGCGAGGCCGUCCUUGACGUCGCCUUGCACUUCAUCGAGCGCUGGAACUUUGUGUGCGCCAAGAAGGACAGCGCGCUCCGCACGGAUUGGUGCGUCUGCUUUCGGACGCGCCGGUUCAAGUUUUUACCCAAGAGCAUCGUACCGCUCGACGCGCCAGCGUCCCCACCGAAGGGCGCGGAAGCGUACCAGCCGUGUGCGCUGCAGGUGCUGCGGUCCGUCUCGCAGUGGUCGGCAGGCGUCCCGACCGAGGCCAGCAUCCACACGGCGUACUGCGAGACGAUCCGCGCCGCGCAGCACUACGUGUACCUCGAGAACCAAUUCUUCAUCUCGGGUCUCCAAGGCAACAGCAUGGUGCUGAACCGGAUUGUCCAAGCGCUCGUGGACCGCAUUGCGCUGGCGGUCGCGCACCACCAAGUGUUUCGCGUCUACGUGGUCAUGCCGCUUUUGCCGGCGCUCGAAGGCAACAUCCAGAGCAAGCAGUCGCUGACGCACUUGCAUGCGAUCAUGCACUGGCAGUACGAGACGAUCCGGACGUCGCUCAUGGACGCCCUCGCCCACAUUACGCUCGUGCCGCACGAGUACGUGAUGUUUUUGGCCUGCGCACGUUUGGGAUCAUGCCCAACGGCCGGCUCGUGACGGAGCAGAUCUACAUCCACUCGAAAGUUUUGAUUGCGGACGAUCGCGUCGUCGUCAUGGGCAGCGCCAACAUCAACGACCGCAGCAUGAACGGCGACCGCGACUCGGAGAUUGCGAUCGUCAUGGAGGACACGACGUUUACGCUCGGGCGUUUGAACGACGAGCCGUACCGGCAAGGGACGCUCGCAACCGCGCUCCGGCAGCAGCUCUUCCGGGAGCACCUCGGCCUCUCGCCGACCGACAACUCGACGCUGGACCCGGCGUGCGCCUCUACGUGGCACUUUAUCCAGCGGCGCGCCAAUGCCAACACGCGUGUGUUUGAAAACGUCUUUCACUGCGCGCCCUCGGACGAGUUGCGGUCGUUUGAUGCGUUUGAAGCGACGUGGACGCAGCUGGACGCGGUCUUUGAGAACCAGCGGCUCAACCCGCUCCGGGGCCGGCACGCGUGGGACGCCCAGAACCUCAAGUCCGACGACUAUGCGCCGUGGACCGACAUCAACGGCGUGCCCGUGCCGCUCGAGAAGAUCCAGCUCUCGGAGUUUACGCUCGUGAGCGACCACAGCUUCCCGAUGCUCUCGGACGACGACGACAAGUGGUACUAUGCGCGCAACUUUAAAAUCUUUCAAGACAUGCGCCUCGUGCCCGCCCACGCGGUGCGGCGGCGCGACAAGCUCCAGCACUUUAUGGCGGACCGACUCCUCGCCCAAGUCCGCCGUCGCAAAUACGUCCGGACGUCGGCGCUGCUCUUGCACGACGACGACUGCGCGGUCCUGCACUCGUCGCGGUCGCUCGCGGACGAUGACGAGACGACGUUUUACGGCAAGUGGCGGCAGUGGACGAAGGCGUCGAAUUGGACCCAUCGCGGCCGCAAGUCGACGAUGGACCAGGCCGACGACGCGGUCUUGCAGACGACAGACACGGACGUGGCGAUGGCGACGAUCCCGGCGCGCCACAGCGAGAGCGACGUGCCGUGGACGGACCCGCACCCAAAGAAGAUCCUUCGGCGCUCCGAGACGGACUUUGCCCGGAAGGCCAGCAGCCUCUUCCUCCCCUUUUUGCACAAGGGCGAGUCGUCGCAGCAGCACCAUCUGUACCAUGACGACGACGCGAUGGAGAUGCGCCCGGCGCGGUCGUGGCUGCCGUUUUUGCAUCCGAGCGAUAGCGUCGACGACGGCAGCCAGCUCUUACUGCAGUCGCCGUCGGUCUCGGUGCAGUCGGAGCAGGCCGAAGCGCAGCUCGGGAACGUGCAAACCAACGCGAGCGUGCCCGUGACGGAGGAGAUGGACGCGAAAUUCCAGCUCUCGGCGAUCCAAGGCCACCUCGUCGUCUUCCCGCUCGAGUUUCUCGUCGACGAGAAGCUCCGGCCGCCCAUCUUGCCGCCGUACCUCCAUAUUUAAGCCGGUCAUACAUGAUGAUGAUCUUGUGUUGUGCACAG
This is a messenger RNA of Saprolegnia parasitica CBS 223.65, 4580 nucleotides long. RefSeq lists its product as hypothetical. Gene Ontology annotation, molecular function: D-type glycerophospholipase activity. Gene Ontology annotation, cellular component: plasma membrane. The record is from RefSeq and is a predicted model, not a curated record. Bases 11 to 3145 code for a protein of 1044 amino acids. Lineage: Eukaryota; Oomycota; Saprolegniomycetes; Saprolegniales; Saprolegniaceae. The transcript is spliced from 3 exons. Gene Ontology annotation, biological process: phospholipid catabolic process.